AUGGACUUAAAUGUUGUCUUCUGUUUUUUAGAAGACCCUUUUGAGGACUUCUUCAGAGGCAGGCGGGAUCCAAGGGGAAGCAGAAGCAGAGGUGGUGGAUCAUUUUUCUCUGCCUUUGGUGGAUUCCCUGCUUUUGGAAGUGGUUUUUCUUCAUUUGACACAGGUUUUACUUCGUUUGGUUCACUGAGACACGGAGGCCUUACUUCGUUCUCCUCUACGUCAUUUGGUGGCAGUGGGAUGGGUAACUUCAAAUCAGUAUCAACCUCAACUAAAAUAGUUAACGGCAGAAGAAUUACUACAAAGAGAAUUGUUGAGAAUGGAGAAGAGAGAGUAGAAGUUGAAGAAGAUGGCCAGUUAAGGUCGCUAACAAUAAAUGGUAAGGAGCAGAUGCUACGCUUGGAUAACAAGUAAUUCAACGCACGCACUUAACAGAAAUUUUAAGCUAUAACAGCCACCAUUUGAGGAUUGACAGGAACAUUUUUUGAAGAUUUCAAACCAACUCAACUUUCUGUAUAUCCGUACUUAAUCUUAAGUAGUAUAAAUAGCUCACUGAAGCUCGUUAUUUGUCAUAGACUUUUGAGUUAAUUGUUGGGACCACAUCAAUUGGACCAUUUUUUGUCCUUAAAAUUGUUGUAAAUUUCUGUAUGCACUUUUCUUUUUAUUAUAUAUGAUCAAAGUGAACCAUGAUCCUUCAGUAGUGCUAAGGCAAGAUGUACACUAACACUAGCAUGAAUCUUGCUUUUUCCAAUUUGUUUGAAAUGUGAGCCAACUAGUAGUUUGUCUGCUGUGAAGUUAACAUUUCCAGGAUAACCUUUUUAAUAAUUUCAACUUUUUUUUUAAUGUUUAGUAGUGAACAAUGUUAAUACAUUUCUGGUAAUGCAUUUCUGGUUUAAAUAAAUUAAGGAUGUUUUCUAGUUGUGCAUGAAUGCAGACAACUUAGUUUUAACAAAUGUUUAAAUGUGUAAUGUAAGCAAAAGGUAAACAAAAGUGAAGCCAGUGAGCUGGGUCUUUUGUCAUUUGCAAAAAAAAAAAAAAAUUCAAAAUGAAUAAAUGCUAAUGUUUGUGGUGCA
Molecule: messenger RNA, 1070 nt
Organism: Pterocles gutturalis (yellow-throated sandgrouse)
Lineage: Eukaryota; Metazoa; Chordata; Aves; Pterocliformes; Pteroclidae
Product: dnaJ homolog subfamily B member 6-like
Exons: 3
Coding region: 1-411 (136 amino acids)
Biological process (GO): positive regulation of proteasomal ubiquitin-dependent protein catabolic process; protein refolding
Cellular component (GO): endoplasmic reticulum membrane; cytosol
Molecular function (GO): ATPase activator activity; Hsp70 protein binding
Source: RefSeq, a predicted model, not a curated record